Molecule: messenger RNA, 2955 nt
Organism: Chelonia mydas (Green sea turtle)
Lineage: Eukaryota; Metazoa; Chordata; Testudines; Cheloniidae
Gene: NDRG1
Product: N-myc downstream regulated 1
Exons: 16
Coding region: 163-1371 (402 amino acids)
Biological process (GO): signal transduction
Cellular component (GO): cytoplasm
Source: RefSeq, a predicted model, not a curated record
GGUAGCGCUCGAGCGGGGCGGGCGGGGGGCGGGGCCGGAGCGCUAUAAAUACUUCGCGAGCUCGGGCUCGGACCCAGACCCGAUCGCGGCGCUGGGUGACGGGGAGCGGGGUCCUGCUGCCGAGACGGACGGAGGCGGCUGUGAGGAUAUCUGCUACUAACCAUGUCGACGGAGCUCCAGGAUGCUCACCUCUCAGAGGUGAAACCUCUGGUAGAGAAAGAUGAGGGAAUCACUCGCCUUCUUCAAGAUUUUGAUGUUCAGGAGCAAGAUGUUGAGACCCUUCAUGGCUCUGUCCAUGUUACUAUGUAUGGGACUCCCAAAGGAAACAGGCCUGCCAUCCUAACAUACCAUGAUAUUGGAUUGAAUCACAAAACUUGCUUCAACCCCCUCUUCAACUUUGAAGAUAUGCAGGAAAUAACACAACAUUUCGCAGUCUGUCAUGUGGAUGCACCAGGGCAACAAGAUGGAGCAGCAUCUUUCCCAGCUGGAUACAUGUAUCCCUCCAUGGAUCAGCUGGCAGAAAUGCUCCCUGGGAUCCUAAAACAGUUUGGGCUGAAAAGUGUUAUUGGAAUGGGAACUGGAGCUGGUGCCUACAUCUUAACUAGGUUUGCUCUGAACAAUCCAGAAAUGGUGGAAGGACUAGUUCUCAUCAAUGUAAACCCUUGUGCUGAAGGAUGGAUGGACUGGGCAGCGACUAAGAUUUCAGGAUGGGCUCAUGCCCUUCCAGAUAUGGUCAUUUCACAUCUUUUUGGGAAGGAAGAGAUUCAUAACUGCCAUGAUCUGAUCCAGACUUAUCGCCAACAUAUUGUCCAUGAUAUGAAUCAAACCAAUCUUCAUCUCUUUGUCAACUCGUACAACAGUCGAAGAGAUCUUGAGAUUGAGCGUCCUAUUCCUGGAACAAAUGUUGUUACUCUACAAUGCCCUUCACUGUUGGUGGUUGGUGACAGUUCUCCUGCUGUUGAUGCUGUGGUAGAGUGCAACUCUAAGCUGGACCCAACAAAGACCACACUCCUAAAGAUGGCAGACUGUGGUGGUCUCCCUCAAGUUUCCCAGCCUGCAAAGCUUGCAGAAGCUUUCAAAUAUUUUGUUCAGGGAAUGGGAUACAUGCCUUCAGCUAGUAUGACCAGGCUUAUGAGGUCCCGUACAGCAUCUGGUUCCAGCGUCACAUCUUUGGAGGGACAGAGGAGCAGAUCUCACACUGGGGAAGGAACAAGAAGCAGGUCCCAUACCGGUGACGGAAACAGGAGCAGAUCCCAUACUGGUGAUGGGUCCAGAAACCGCACCCACCCAGACGCACGCAUUGAGCUCACUCCUAACUCUGCAGGCAAUACCGAACAACCUAGCCCCAAAUCCAUGGAAGUUUCCUGUUAAAUACCCCAAAAAAAAAAAACCACACAAACCUGGAUGUAGUUUGAAACUGUAAAAGUUUUAAUGACUGCCCACUGUGUAUCGCAACACAUAGCUGGUAUUAAUAUCAAGCUUUUCUGUAAGAUGAACUCUGUUCACCAGUUUGAAAGGGACCAAAGAAAGCAAACAUCUCAAUUGCUCUAUUUUUAUUACUUAAUACAGAUGGUUGCUGCUAUUGUGCCCUCCUCCAACUGAUGCCAAAAUUUAAGGGCUGCGUGCCAAAAGUUAUAUGGCUGUGAAAAUUUCAAAAUCAAACCAGACUUACCUAACAUCCUGUUCAAACAAAGUUUUGAAACUAUGAUAUGCCCACUUAUCUCGUUUUUUCUUUGGCUAAAUAAAGUGACCCAGUUUCUGGCAUGUUUAAAAAAAACAAAAAACAAAAACAAACCUAAGGCUUUGUUGGUGGAAGGGAAGCAGUGCUUUAUGGUUGACUUAAAAUGGUACAGCCUCAUGUUGAAGCUGGAGUUAAACUCAAAUUGUAUAUAGUUUAAUUUCAAAUAGUAGUAGGAAAAAAUUAAACUUGUGCAUUUGUAGGCCUUCUAAUUAGUAUUUGAACCUGUUUUUUUCCUAAGUACAAUAAUAUGCUACUAAAAUAGGCAAGGUUUUUUAUAUUGGGUUUUUUGAGAUUUAGUUCCUAUUGCCCCCACCCUCCUGGAUCCUAAAACCUGCUUAAUAAGACCCAGUUUAACUUUUAAAAGCAGGUUAAUAUUUUCUCUUUGGCGGGACCUUGAACCAAAGAGCUCACAACUUGGUGGCAUAGUUGACACUUACAGCAGCUGUACUUGACCAUGAUGACUGCUCAGUGAAAGCAGUUUUUACUUUCACAUUGUAUGGCUUUUAAUCUUUGGAGUUUGAGGUUUUUUGUGUAUCAGCACAAUUGUAAAACUCAGAAUUCUGUAAACCAAUCCAGAUACAGCUGUUAAUUGUUGAGGAAAGAUGAAAAACUGAGAUGGUUUGUAAUUACUGUGCACUCAACUGUCACUAAUUACUAGCUCCUAAAACCUCUGACUUUGAAUUUGCUGGUGCUGAGAAGUGUAUUCCACAGCAGUGGGAGGGGCAACUUUGUAAUUGAUAAACAUAAUAUUUAGUGACUGUAAAUUUAGGAAUGCAUGAUUCUGCAUCUUGGUGUAACCUACUGAUAUCUCCAGGUUAUCUUCUUUUGGAAGUAAGUGGGUAUGGCACCUUUCUACCACCCACAGGUUUUCAUAGUGUUCAGUUUUUCUUCUAUACAUACUGGGAGAGUCUUUCAUUUGCUUUGAUACAUAUUUGCUACAUCACAAUUCUUAUGUAGCUAUGAAAAGUGAGAUACUGAGUAGUUAAAUAGCAAGUGGUAAUACCUAAAUAUUUUGGGUAGUUCUUGUUCAGAAGAACACAAUUUAGGUUACUCCACAUUGACUUAACUUACACUCUUGUGCAGAGUUUCCAUGGUGGUUGGUAGAAAGAACAAACAUUAAAGAGAAUAAAGCUAUUGUGUAAAGUCUAUCAGAAGUUUUCUUAAUGAACUAUUUGUAUUUAUUUCAAAACAAAUAAAUUUGUAACUUUGCAGUG